AUGCACCCCUUUUUUCUUGCCCAAGGACCUGCAUUCAAAGAAGGCUUUGUUUCAGAGCCAUUUCAAAAUGUGAAUAUAUACUCUCUUAUGUGUCAUAUACUGGGCAUUGAACCAGCGCCAAACAAUGGCUUUUUACAAGCAGUGCAGCAUCUGCUAAAGGAACACAAACACGAUUAUACAGUGUUGAUAGUAGUCAGUGUAAUUUCUGUUUUAGUUCUUUUGUUAAUGAGUUAUGGUAUUGUCUCAUUUUGUGUCAAAAAUCAUUGUAGAAUAAGGCAGUAUGGGCAUAUAUAUGACUUAGGAACAUCAGAAUUGUUUGAUUUGUAG
Molecule: messenger RNA, 327 nt
Organism: Porites lobata
Lineage: Eukaryota; Metazoa; Cnidaria; Anthozoa; Scleractinia; Poritidae
Source: the annotation of a GenBank genome assembly